Molecule: messenger RNA, 990 nt
Organism: Linderina pennispora
Lineage: Eukaryota; Fungi; Kickxellomycota; Kickxellomycetes; Kickxellales; Kickxellaceae
Product: DUF605-domain-containing protein
Exons: 1
Coding region: 1-990 (329 amino acids)
Biological process (GO): late endosome to vacuole transport via multivesicular body sorting pathway
Cellular component (GO): multivesicular body
Source: RefSeq, a predicted model, not a curated record
AUGUCAGACCUUCCAUCCGAGUUGAAGCAAAUUGCGCCGUACAUUCAGCGUGCGCAAGAACUGGCCACGGUGGACCCAGUGGUGUCGUAUUUUUGCACGUACUACGCGGCCCGCUUGGCUAUCGCCAGCGGGUCGAACACGCCGGCCAGCCAAGCCUACCUAUCGCAAUUACUGGACCAAUUGGAGACGGAGAAGGAGCGGAUAAAGGAGGACCCGAAAAUGGCCAAUGACCUAGUGGCCUCGCAGCACUGCAAGACAUUUGCACUGAAAGUGUUUGCUAAGGCGGACACGGAGGACCGGAAUGGCAGGGCAACCAAGGUGACAGCCAGGAAUUUCAUCGUUGCAUCGCAGUUUUUGCAAGUACUGGCAGGGUUCGGGGAGCUGCCGGAGGAUGUGCAGGAGAAGGUCAGGUAUGCCAAAUGGAAAGCGGCGGAUAUUGUCAAGGCGCUGCGGGAGGGGAGGCAGCCGACACAGGCGCCUGGAGAGCAGCAGCAGCAGCAGCAGCAGCAGCAGCAGCAGUCGGAUGCGGGCUCGCUGCAGCCGAAUGUGACCGCCAGCGAUAUAUUUGCGUGGCCAUCACCCCCGGCGGUCUCAGCACCAGCGCAGUCGAUGCCACCAGCGCAGUCGAUGUCACCAGCCCAGCCAAUGCCGCCAGUCCAGCCCACCACUCCACAGCAGCCCACAUCGGUCGUGCAGAACAGCCAGUUCGACUCGCUGCCAAGCGUGCCAUUGCAGCCGCAUGUGAGCAAGUCACCAGCAACCUCAGCGCCAAUAGCGCCAAUGGCCGGCAGCGCAACGUUUGUGCCGGUGCCAGCGGCGAAUCUGCCAGCUGCAGACGGAGAGCUUCUGGUGGACCCUGCGGUGACCAAGAAUGCACAAAAGAUGGCUCGGUGGGCGAUCAGCGCACUCGAGUACGAUGACGUGGACAAUGCAAUCAGCAACCUGCAAAAGGCCAUCGAGAUGCUGAAGCCAUUUAGCAAUAGCAAGUAG